Molecule: messenger RNA, 3259 nt
Organism: Carassius auratus (goldfish)
Lineage: Eukaryota; Metazoa; Chordata; Actinopteri; Cypriniformes; Cyprinidae
Gene: spata1
Product: spermatogenesis associated 1
Exons: 12
Coding region: 192-1589 (465 amino acids)
Source: RefSeq, a predicted model, not a curated record
ACGAUGGGGUAUAAACCGUAGGGUUACACGUUCAUAUGUAUGGUGGCGUUCACACAAUGUCCUGUUCACUGGAGCUCGGGGGGGGGGUUAUGGGCGUCCCGUUCACCCUGGUACUGAUGACUCAAGAUAGCGUUACUUAGCGCUUCACACUCCCACGCGCACACUGAAAUCAUCAUAAGGUUAAUGUGACCAUGAGCGAGUUUACUGGCAAGCGGGGUGAAAUUACAGAGCGUGUGGAGCUGCAUGUGUUUUAUGUACCCGAUGAACAGUUUGAUCGGAGGCUGAAUAAAGUAUCAGCUGGAGCUGUGGACACUUUCAUCUCCGCUGGAUUUAUCAGAGUUGAUUCAGAUGUGAGUCUGUCUGAUCUCAGAUCUGAUCUGGGAACAUUUCUUGGGCUGGACAGAAUCGCAGAUAGAUACGUUUUCUUAAAAUGUGUUGGCAGAAGUUUAGCACUGGUUAAAUUCAGACAAGAGGGAGAACUGACAGUAAAAUCCUUCACUCCACCAUUUGCUCCUUUUCCUGAGCUCUACAUUUUACCCAUGGGAGAGAAUGACAGUUGUCUUUGCUCUAGCUCUCUGACCGCUGAUACUUUAAUUAGCAACACUGACAAUCACAGUCACGAUUUGCCCAGACCAACGUGUGUGCCUGGCAACAUAAAAGAGCCCAUUAAAUUCCCCUCAAUCAAUAAAGGAUCUCAGCAGUCUGUCCUAAGGCAGGAUGCAGAGGAGGAUGAGAGUGAUGAAGACACAGGAUCCACUGACACUCCUCAUCUAACACACAGUUUGCAAGAUCAGAUUGGGCCUGUACACAAACAAUCCGACAGACAUCUUGCUAAGCAGGGAGGCUUUUCUCAAGUAGAAAUGAAUACAGCUCCAAAAAAGAAACAUUGUUUUAAAAGAAAAAACAGAAACUCUGGAGCUACGGAGUCAUUUGAGGAUUCUCAUGGACUGGCAAGGAAAUUUAACAGUUGUCUGACACUGAAAUCAAGCAAAGAAAAGACAGAUGAUAUGGUUCUUAUGUGUAGACCAACCUCUCCACUCCCAGCAGAGAGAAGUUCUCCACUGUCUGUCUAUUCCCUUGAACUUUACACACAACAAACAACCACUAAAAAUGAACUGAUAGAGGAAAUCAAGCUUCUCAAAGGGCAAAGGAAGGAGCUUGAACAAACAAGGCAAGAGCUUUUGAAAAAGGGCAGAGAGCUUUUAGCUCUUAACAGACAUCGCAGGAACCAAGCACGCGACCGAUGGAAGAGGCAAUAUUUUGAUACUAAGAAGGCAACAACACUUCUGGAGGACACACUGAAGAGAGUACGCCUUGAACUUCACACCUUCUACAGUAAAAUGCUACAACAAAUCCAAGCCCGGGAUGGUGCAAAACGACAAACAAAAACAAAGAAACAUUCAAGCACAAAGUUAAAGAAUGAGUUGAUAAUCCAGAUUAUGACAGAAAGCAGUGAGAUUGAUAAUCUGAGGAAAAAUGUGGAUGAUGCUAAAAUUAAACUGGCCACAGAGAUCAAGUUGAGAAAGCAAGCUGCCACAGAACUACAGGCCCUGAAAGCAGAACUGAUGCAAAAGAGAGCUCACUUAUAAAGAAACACAGAAUACAUGUCUAUGUGCUAAGCAUUAGGUUUCUUAGAAAUCAGAUUUCUUUGUGGACAAAAGUUGUGAUUCAGCUGAUGAAUUGACUAAUGGUGCAAGGGUUUGUAAGCACCACAGCGUUUAAAUAUUUUGGAGAAACCAACCCAUGGAUGGUGGACCUAUAGUUGAUUGCAUGUUAAGAUGGGUUACGUGAGUAUAUUAAUGCCUAAAAAUGGUUUACUUCACUUUUAACAUUGAACAAAAAUCAUUAUUUUCAGAAAUUAUGUCCCGGAGAAAUGAGCUGUCGAUGAAAACCAUAUUACUUGAUCUUAUUAGGGUUUCUGCAGGUUUUAUGAAGGUGAAUGUAAGCCUUUUUAGAAACCUUUUUAACGAAAAAGUAAAGAAAAUUUAAGGAACAAAUUGAAAGGAAUUGCAAAGUCUACCCAUCUGGCCCAACGAAGGUAUCUAAUGGUGGCUGAAAGCUUCAUGCAUGUUCAGUGUUUUUGGUGUGCAAAGUGAUUUAAUUAAAAAUACAUUUUAAUCUGGUUUCAUUUUAUCAUAACCUCGAAUUUAGAUUUUAAAGCAAGUUGUUUGACCAAUUUUUAAUUAUUAUUAUUCUCACACUUGAUUAUUCUAGUUAAACCUUUAUAUUUUACUUGUUCAUUAGGAAUCUAUUUUGCUCAGAGUGUCUCGGCCGUUAAAUGUAUCAUGCCAAUUACAUAGUUCAAAGAAAAUUAAUACAAGAUAUCAAAUGCAAAAAAAGAUGAAUCUGAAAGUAAAAGAUGGAUACCUGAUUUCAGAAAAAUAAAUAGUGUGGAAUGUAUAGACACCACACUACAGGCUCAUCUAGCUACAGAAUCGACCUGAUCUUUUUGCAACAUUUCCUAGGACCAAGACAAACAUCCUCCAGAUGCAGACAGGAACUAACAACUGAAAUUUGCAUUGAUCAAGUCCUAGACAUCGAGAGUUUACACGUUUUGGGGACAGAUUAUUUGGAUGAAAGACACUUGGAAAGGGCACACCCCCUACAGUCAGGAAAAAUAUCUAUAAACUCUUAGAAUCUUUAUUAGCUUUUAGUUUAUUUCCUGUAAGACUGAGACCAUUGUACCAGUCACACUGAUAAAUUUCAAAUGAUACCAAACAUGAUGUGAAUAUCACUUGAAUUCAUGUAGAACAUUAUAUUUAGCUAUUGACCAUUCUGAGUGGCAUUAAUUUGUCCAUUAACAACUGUAUUUGUGCAAGAUGUUGCACUACACAUAACUGUUAUUGAGAAUAUUCUUCUGAAUUAGUAUUUGAUGGGUGAAAAUCCAAUUUUAAGGUUUUAAGCUAUGCAUCUGGAGGUUCUAAGGAAUUUUUAUGGCAGUCACAGGACACAACUAUAGGAAUCAGUCUCUAGAUGGGUGAAGGGCAGAAACUGCAUGUGGACCAAUGGGAUGUUAGUAUGUCCUUAGUGGCUUAGUACCAGAGGUCUUCUUCUUGCCCUCUAAGAAGUGUUUGGCCAUUGUCCUAGCAUCUCUGUCUGAUGGCAGACAGUUUAUUUCUGUUUGUCCACCAAGAUCCAAUCAAAAUGUAGCUAACCUUUGUCCAUUGUUGUUGUCAGAGAGGGGCCCCACCAUAAAAAUGGGCUCUGGAAUGUGCUUUUCACCAUAUUAGAGAGCACCCUGUGUAAAAAAACAAACAAA